Hydractinia symbiolongicarpus is the source of this 1437-nucleotide messenger RNA. Its product is annotated as magnesium transporter NIPA2-like. The record is from RefSeq and is a predicted model, not a curated record. Gene Ontology annotation, cellular component: membrane. NCBI's taxonomy places the organism in Eukaryota, Metazoa, Cnidaria, Hydrozoa, Anthoathecata, Hydractiniidae. Gene Ontology annotation, biological process: magnesium ion transport. Bases 36 to 1298 code for a protein of 420 amino acids. The transcript has 7 exons. Gene Ontology annotation, molecular function: magnesium ion transmembrane transporter activity.
CUGUCGGGUAGGUAAUGCCAACUCGGGAAAGGUAGAUGUCAUUCUCCCACAAAACUUGUCAGAUGACAAAAGAUGACGAGAAAAAGAACACAGAGAAAAUGUUGAAAGAUUUCUCUAUGAAGCCUACCCUGUUUAACAAUGGUUCACUGUUGUUGACCACUUUACUUCCACGGACAAACAAUCAUGAGGACACUGUGGACUAUGGUGAUUAUUACAAAGGACUUGCACUGGCUUUGAGUUCCUGUGUAUUUAUUGGGACUAGUUUUAUUGUCAAGAAAAAAGGAUUGCUAAAAGUUUCAAGAACUUCUUCAUCCAGGGCAGGUGAAGGGGGAUAUGCUUACUUGAAAGAAUGGAUGUGGUGGACUGGUCUUAUAACUAUGAUCAUUGGAGAAGCUGCAAAUUUUACAGCAUAUGCAUUCGCUCCAGCUAUACUGGUAACUCCUUUAGGAGCUCUUAGCGUUUUAGUAAGUGCUGUGUUAGCAUCCAUCAUGUUAAAAGAACGUCUUAAUUUGCAUGGUAAAGUUGGCUGUUUUUUAUGUAUCGUUGGCUCCACAGUGUUAGUCAUACACGCUCCUCCCGAAGAUGGUGUGAACACGAUGGAGGAUCUUUCUGCUAAACUGAGAGAGCCAUUGUUUAUUUGUUACACUGCUGCUGUUUUCAUUGGAGCUGGCGUCCUCAUGUUUUAUGUUGCUCCGUCUCAUGGAACGAAAAAUGUAUUAGUGUAUGUAGCUAUAUGUUCCGUGGUCGGAUCCUUAACUGUGAUGGCCUGUAAAGGAUUAGGAAUUGCGUUGAAACUUACACUGAAUGGAAAGAAUCAGUUAUCUAAUCCUGUUACGUGGAUGUUGUUAAUUGGAGGCGCGCUGUGUAUCAUGGUACAGAUGAAUUACUUGAAUAAAGCUUUGGAUGUUUUUAAUACUUCGAUCGUUACGCCGAUUUAUUACGUCAUGUUUACGACGUGCACCAUUUUGGCUUCCGCUAUUUUGUAUCAGGAAUGGGCAAACCUGAAUGCAAAAGACUCUCUUGGUUCAAUAUGUGGAUUUUUAACUAUUAUUUGCGGAGUUUUUCUUCUGCACGCUUUUAGGGAUAUCAAAUUUUCUUUACGAGAACUUUAUGGUUCUGUUUCUGGUACCAACGACAGAAGAUUACACAUGAAUGAUAGAAAUACGCUGAUGAAUGGAGAGACGAAUGUAUUGAUGGCUAAUAUUCUGGAUGAUGACGAAGAAGUUAGUGAUGAUGUCUACCUUGCUAAGUCAGGUGGGCUGAACAGUCCGACGGAUUUAACUACUAGUAAAUUUUAACUUUUAAUGCUUAUUUAACCUCGCUUUUAAGUAGAGCUUGAGAUUUAUUUAUCGUAAUCAAGUUGCUAAUAUUUUUUGACUGUAAAUGUAUUCGUUAAUGUAUACAUUAAAUUAUUUUUAUAUUUGAUACACGAAGUGA